UACCUCUGUAUUUUAAAUGUAAACGUUACUCUUUAAACUCUUCGUGCGUGGUGUUUUCGUGUUUGAGGUUCAUAAAGUUUUAUUUUGAUGAUGACGUCCUCCUGAUGGACAAAGGUCUGUCCACUCCCUGUCGGUCCCACUGAAGCUCCUCCUGGUUCACAGCCGUCUCCAGACACAAAGACUUUCCCUUCAGCCGUUCUCUCUUCUCUCUCUGACUCUCUGUCACUGACUUCUCUGAUGUUUCAGGACUCCAGUUUGUAUUUCAGACGUGCUGAUUUUAAUCACAACUUUAAAAUCUGGAGCUUUAUUUCUUUUCAGAGUCCAACAGGAAACAUUUGGUGUCAUCCAGUGAAAUUCUCUUCUUGUGUUUCUCUGCCAGAGUCACACUGAGAACUUCUCUGAAGCAUUUUCACUCGUGGACGUGACCUUGUUGCUUGAAUUCUGCCGAAGAUGAUGAAGCACUCGGAGGAGAACGUGUCCACCCAGACAGAUUACCCAGACUUCAACAUGAGCACCACCCUGGACUACGACUACGACUACCCGCUGGUUCCCCCGUGUUCCCACCAGAACAACCAGAGCAUCGAGCUGGUGGUGGGCCCCUACAUCCACUCCAUCAUCUGCCUGCUGGGGCUGGUGGGCAACAGCCUGGUGAUCGUCACCUACGCCUUCUACAAGAGGACCAAGUCCAUGACGGACGUGUUCCUGCUGAACGUGGCCGUGGCCGACCUGCUGUUCGUGGCCUCGCUGCCGCUCAUCGUCUACAACGAGCUGUCGUCGUGGUCGAUGGGGCCGGUGGCGUGCAAGCUGCUGCGUGGCUCCUACAGCGUGAACCUGUACAGCGGCACGCUGCUGCUGGCCUGCAUCAGCACCGACCGCUACGUCGCCAUCGUGCAGGCCCGCCGCAGCUUCAAGCUGCGCUCGCUGCCGUACAGCCGCGUCAUCUGCGGCGGCGUCUGGGCGGCGGCGCUGCUGCUGUCCGUCCCCACCUUCUACUUCUACGACCGCUACGAGCCGUCCCACAUGGACCACUUCCUGGACGACGAGGUCGCCCCGAGCGCGCCGCAGUUCGUCUGCGAGUUCAGGUUCGUGGACAACGCCACGGCCAUGGUGACCAAGAUGGCGGUGCCCAGCACCCAGCUGGCCGUGGGCUUCUUCCUGCCGCUGCUCGUCAUGGUGUUCUGCUACGCCGCCGUCAUCGCCACGCUGCUGAAGGCCAGGAACUUCCAGCGCCACAAGGCGGUGCGGGUGGUGCUGGCGGUGGUGGCGGUGUUCAUCGUGUGCCACCUGCCCUACAACGUGGCGCUGCUGAUGGACACCGCCACCAUGUUCCAGCUGCAGAGCUGCGAGCAGGCGGACGCGCUGCAGGCCGCCAAGACGGUGGCGCAGACGGUGGCGUACCUGCACUGCUGCCUGAACCCGGUGCUGUACGCCUUCGUGGGCGUGAAGUUCAGGAACCACUUCCGGAGGAUCGUCCAGGACCUGUGGUGUCUGGGGAAGAGGUACAUCGCCCCGCGCCGCUUCUCCAGAGCCACCUCCGAGGUCUACGUGUCCGCCCGCCGCUCCGUGGACGGGUCCAGUGAGAACGGUUCCUCCUUCACCAUGUGAGGACCCCGAACAACACGGGGACCGCUGGAGCCGCCGGACGGCCGAACCGGACUCGAGUCUUUUUGACCAGUCUUUAACCUUUUAUCAGGUGAAGAACUAUAUUUGGUAACUUCAGGUGAUAUUACGGGAAAAAAGUUGCAAAUUUACUAGAAAAAAAGUUACAGAUUUAAGAGAUUUAAAGUGGCAAAUCUGCGCGAAAAAAGUCGCAGAUUUACGAGAAAAAAGUGGGAAAAAGCAACUUUUUCCUCCCAGAUUCACCACUUUAACCCUUAAUAGGACACUCAUUGAAAUACUUGCAAAUUCCAAAUUUCAACCCUAGAGAAUAUUGGACGAUAUUACAUACAGCCAGAAUGUGUAAAAAAAAAAAACCUACGAAAAUAAU
Molecule: messenger RNA, 1987 nt
Organism: Centropristis striata (black sea bass)
Lineage: Eukaryota; Metazoa; Chordata; Actinopteri; Perciformes; Serranidae
Gene: ccr6a
Product: chemokine (C-C motif) receptor 6a
Exons: 2
Coding region: 451-1605 (384 amino acids)
Biological process (GO): immune response; G protein-coupled receptor signaling pathway; chemotaxis
Cellular component (GO): membrane
Molecular function (GO): chemokine receptor activity
Source: RefSeq, a predicted model, not a curated record